Messenger RNA from Caenorhabditis angaria, 18088 nucleotides. The record is from the annotation of a GenBank genome assembly. NCBI's taxonomy places the organism in Eukaryota, Metazoa, Nematoda, Chromadorea, Rhabditida, Rhabditidae.
AUGGGCUCAUCCUACUGUAAACCGUGGCCAAACAACACACAAACUUGCGAGUGUCGCGAAGGAUUCGCGCGAAUCACCAGCGGAAGAUGCGCUGGUAAGUUUUUUCGAUUUUUUAUUUUUUUUGCCCGGCGAAAAUUUCUCGAAGAUUUCUCAUUUCCACUUGAGGCGGCAGCACAAUAUGUUUAUUGCAUUUUUCUCAUUUUUCGAUUAUUAUUUUUCAACUUUUUUCGCGCGCGCGAAAAAGGGAUUUAUGAAAAAAAAUAAACACGAGGGGGAUUUUGAAGAAAAUUUCAAAAAAAAAUUUUUUUAGUGAUCAGCGAAUUGACACGUGGAUCUACAGGCCUUCCGGAUUCGGGUGAUGAUUCGGAAGAGCACGGCGAGGCGCCUGUUUGUUUGUUGGGGCAGGCCGAGAAAACGGCGACCAAGUGAGUCUUGCCACGUGGCAUUUGGGGGUUUUUUGACACCGAAUGUGACUGGGUUUUGGCGCCAAAAGUUACAGUAUCCUAGAGUUUCUGGUUUUUGCCACGUGGAUUUUUUUGUGACUUUAGGAACUAUAAUUUCAAGCGUCUUUUGAGAAAAUUAAUUCAUCAAAGUGUAAAAUCCGAAAUUUAUUUUCAAAAUUUUUUGAAACAGUGAAUUUUUCAAUCAAAAUGUUGGUUAAUUUCAGGCGGAUCUGAAUUUCAGAACGAAAUUGAAUUUUUCAGCCACGUGGCUAAAAUUCUGAGCUAGAAAAUCCUGCUUUAAAAUAUUGCCACGAUUUUUUAGUUUCUGAAGAAAAUUCCAGAUCUAGAAAAAUUCACUGUUUCAAAAAUUGCUUAAGUAUGAUUCUCAUAGAUUUUCUGUGAUUCACCAUUUUUUUUAAAUUUUAAAUUUCCAAUUUUUUGUUAGAAAAACCUUGAAACAGUGAAUUUUUCCAAAAAACAGUAACAAUUUUUUGAAUGUUAUAAAUUAAAAAAAACGCCACGUGGCAAUUUUUGUCAGAAAAUCUUGCUCUCAGAAAUUUUUUUCCUGGAAAAUCCGGGAUUUUUUCUCCAAAAAUUCACUGUUUCAAAAAUUUGUGAAUUGAAAUUUCGAAAAAAUUUUUUGGUAUUGAGAUAUUAUAUUUUCACUGUUCCAAAAUUCUUAGCAAAAAAAUUCACUGUUUCAAAAACUGGUCAAUUUAAAUUCUAAAAAAAUAUCUGUGAUCCAUGCUUAUCUGACUAUUUCAAAUUUUUCACUGUUUCAAAAAAUUCUUCUCAACAAUCAGCAAUCUGAUAUCUUUUCAGGUAGACACAAAAAAUAUCACAAGAUCCCCGGAAAAAAUGUCGAACAUAACAUAACAUCUCAAAUUUCCAACAAGAUAAUCUUUAGUUUCGCUAUCUCAAAAAUGUGUCACAGGAAAACUAUAUUGCUCAUCUUAUAAAAUAUUCCCCAAUUUGUUUUGUUUUGGACUUGUGCUAAGUCAAAAAAAAAUAUAGAGGAGGGGGAAAAGCUUUUUGAAAAAAAAAUAUGGAAAUUUGAAUAAUGCGGUGUGCGAAAAUUGAAUUUUGUGUUUUUGUUGUUUUGCUGCGUGCGGACAACAUGUCCACUAAAAACAUGGCGAUAUACGAAGAAAAAAUCGAGGGGAAAUCUCAAGUUUUUUGGGGAGAAUUCUUGUGAUUUCCAGGAAGUUCUUUGAAACAGUGAAAAUUACAACAAACAUCAAUUUGUAAUCACAGAAAACUUUUAGAAUUUCAAUUCAGAAAUUUUUGAAACAGUGAAAUUUUGAAAAAUUCUAAAAAAAUUUUUUCACGUAUAUGUUCCGCUUAACAAAUUUUUCAGAAUAUGAAGAAUUUUAUGGAUAAUUUGAAACAGUGAAAAAUUAUAAGAUUACAAUCUACCAUAAAAAUUUCCCAAAAUUUCAAUUCAGAAAUUUUUGAAACAGUGAAUUUUCUAGAGAGUUUUUUCCUAAUUUUUUAAAAAUAAUUUUCAGUAAAGUUUUUGAAAACCGAGCUUUUUAAUAUUUUUUCUUUUCAAAAUUUUGAAACAGUGAAAAUUACAUUUUACAAACUUUCAACUUUCAAAAAGCAAAGGGAAAUCCUACAUUUCAAAUUCAGAAAUUUUUGAAUUAGUGAAUUUUUAAAAGAAAUUCUGAAAUUUAUCUCACAUACGGAAACAUCUAAUUAACAAAAUUUUCAGAAUAUAAAAAAGUUUAUUAAUAAUUUGAAACAGUGAAAAAGACUCAACUUUAACUUUAACGAAGAAGAAGGGAUAAAAUCACAGAAAACUUUUAGAAUUUCAAAUUCAGAAAUUUUUGAAAUAGUGAAUUUUCUAGAGAGUUUUUUUUCCAAAAUUUUUUUUUUCAUAAUUUUCAGAAAAUUUUCUGGAAAUUUCUGAAAAUUGAAUUUUUUUUCGCUGAAAUUUUGAAACAGUGAAAAUUAUGCAAGAAACAGAAAUUUGAAAUCACAUAAAACUCUUAGCAUUUUAAUUCAAAAAUUUUUGAAACAGUGAAAUUUAGAAAAAUAAAAAACAUUUUCAUAAUGUGAAUCGUCAUUAAUAUCAUAAACAAAAUUUUCCAAAUUUAAAAAAGUUUAUUAAUAAUUUGAAACAGUGAAAAAUUACAACAAUUCUGCUCUGUAAAACAAAGAAAAACCAUAAAAAUUUCUCGAAAUUUCGAUUCAGAAAUUUUUGAAACAGUGAACUUUUCUAGAGAUUAUUGUCCUAAAUUUCUUUCAUAAUUUUGAGAAAAUUUUCUGGAAAUUUCUGAAAAUUGAACUUUUGAAUAUUUUUCGUCUAAAAUUUUGGAAACAGUUAAAAUUACAUGAAAAUGAAACAUCUGUUUAGUAUCACAGAAAACUUUUAAAAUUUUUAUUCAGCAACUUUUGAAACAGUGAAAUUUUUAAAAAUUUUGCGUGGUUACUAACAAAAUUUUCAGAAUACAGCAAAAGUUAUAAAUAAUUUGAAACAGUGAAAAAUUAUAACAUUUCCGUUACCAAGAAUCAAUCCACCAUAAAAAUUUCUUCAAAGUUCAAAAAUUUUUGAAACAGUGAACUUUUCUAGAGAUUUUUGUCCUAAUUUUUUUUUUUCAUAAAAAUUUUCUGGAAAUUUCUGAGAAUUGAACUUUUGAAUAUUUUUUCUCUUCAAAAUUUUGAAACAGUCAAAAUUACAUUUUACAAUAAACAGGAGAUUGAAAUCACAAAAACCUAUUAGCAUUUCAAUUCAAAAAUUUUUGAAACAGUGAAAUUUUUAUAAAACAUUCUGAAAUAUUUUUAACAUGUUCUGAUUAAGAACAUUUUCAGAAUACGAAAAUUUUUAUGAAUCUGAAAAUUGAAAUUUUAAAUUAUUUUUCUCUUCCAAAUUUUGAAACAGUGAAAAUUACAUUUUACAAUAUGCAGCGGCUUUAAAUCACAGAAAACUUUCAGAAUUGUUAAUCAGCAGCUUUUGAAACAGUGAAAUUUUAAAAAAUAAAAAAAAUUUGAUAAUGUGAAACGUCAUUGAUAUCAUAAACAAAAUUUUCCAAAUUUAAAAAACUUAUAAUUAAUUAUGAAACAGUGAAAAAUUAUUUUAAACAUUCUCUGAAAUUUUGAUUCAGAAAUUUUUGAAACAGUGAAGUUUUAGGGAAAAAUUCUGAAUUUUCCAAGCCAAAAAAUUCUGAGAGCAAGAUUUUCGGGCUCCAAAUUACUUUUUGCCACGUGGCAUUUUUUCUUAUAACUUUCAAAAUUUUGUUCUGUUUUUCGGAAAAAUUCACUGUUUCAAGGUUUUUCUAACAAAAAUUUGAAAUUUCGAAGUUUAUUAAAGACUUCAGACUAUUUGAUUCAUCGAAAAUCCACGUGGCAGUCAUGUUUGGUCUCAAAAAAUCGCAAAUUCCAAGGGCCCCUUGAAAAUCCACGUAGUUAGCCUAAAUUCAUCCUGAUAUUUUCAGAAUUCUCCAAGACGUUCUCAACAAAUACGACAGAAACAUGGUUCCAAAAAUGAAGGGUGUCGAUGUCGACGUGGAAUUGUUGAUUCAACGAGUCUCGGAGAUCUCAGAAAUUCAGUCGGCAAGUACAAUGCACAUUUUGUUCAGUCAAAUUUGGCAUGAUCCCGGUUUGUCGUUUGAGGUGAGUGACAAAAGACGGGAAAUGCGCGGGGGUAGACAUAAUAAUAAUUUUUUAAUUUUUUUUUACUACUUAUACAAAAAAAAUUUUUAAUCGCUUCCUGAAUGUGAUUUUGAUGGAUUGGUCUUUCUGGGAGAAAAUUGAGGUCAAAAAAUGACGUGGAAUUUUUUUCGGGGGCUUUUUUCAGCCUAAAAAGUUUGGCACCAAAAUUUCUGAUUUUUAAAUUUUGGUCCUGUUUGGAUUCCAUCGCCUAACUAGACUCUAGUUAGGCUAAUUAAUUUUCAGCACGAGAAAAAUGUUCCGGGUCAGAAAAAAUCGGAAAAUGCCACGUACCAAAUUUUGUUGAGCCAAAAAUUAACGUGGCUUUUUCAGAAGUUAGAAAAUUCUCUGAAUUCACCAAAUCGGCAUAAAAAUUAAUUAGAAAGGACCGAAAUUUCAUGAAAAAUCCGAAUUUUCACACUAAAAUCUUUUCAGAGUUCCUCUAACUCCUCUAAUUCUCGAAAAUUUCAAAAAAUCUCAAAAUUCUCCGAAUCCCUGCUAAAAUUUUGUGAAAAAUCGGAAUUUUUGUGCGAAAAUCAUCCCAGAGUUCCUCUAACUCCUCAAAUCUCCUCAAAAGUUCAGUAAAAAUCCAGAAAUUCUCUGAAUUGACCAAAUCGGCAUAAAAAUUAACUAGAAAGGACCAAAAUUUUGUGAAAAAUCCGAAUUUUCGUACAAAAAUCAUCCCAGAGUUCUCCUAAGUCCUCAAAAUUCCGAAAUUUCAGUUGAAAUCUAAAAAUUCUCUGAAUCCCGGCCAAAAUUUUGUGAAAAAUCAGAAUUUUCACAAUAAAAUCUCUCAAAGUUCCCCUAACUCUCGAAAAUCCCAAAAUUUCAUUUUAAGUCUGAAAUUUCACAUCAAAACCCCUCAAAGUUCACCUAACUCUCAAUAAUCCCAAAAAUUCGUUUUAAAUUUAAAAAGUUCUUUGAAUACAUCAAACCAUAAUGGAAAUCACGAACCCUGGUCAAAAUUUUAAGAAAAAUCAGAUUUUUCACGCUAAAAUCCUCCCAGAGUUCCUCUAACUCUCGAAAAUCCUUAAAUUUCAGUGAAAUCUAAAAAUUCUCAGAAUUCAUCAAGCCAUAAUGAAAAUCAAUUAAAAAAUCCCGGCCAAAUUUUUGUGAAAAAUCCGAAUUUUCACUCUAAAAUCCUCUCAAAGUUCCCCUAACUCCUCAAAAUUCCCCAAAUCUUUUUGGAGCCCAAAAUCCACGUGGAUUUUUUUAAACCAAACCAAAAAUUCAUGAAAAACCCGAAUUUUCACACUAAAACCCUCCAAAGUUCCCCUAACUCUUCAAAACUCCAAAAAUUUCAUUUUAAAUCUGAAUAUUCUCUGAAUUCAUCAAACCAUUAUGGAAAUCAUCAACCCUGGCCAAAAUUUUGUGAAAAAUCCGAAUUUUCACACCAAAAUCCCCCAAAGUUCCUCUAACUCUCAAAAAUCCCAAAAUUUCAGUUGAAAUCUGGAAAUUCUUUGAAUCCCGGCCAAAAUUUUGUGAAAAAUCCGAAUUUUUACACUAAAAUUCUCCCAGAGUUCUUCUAACUCCUCAAAAUUUCCCAAACCGAACCAAAAAUUCAUGAAAAAUCAGAAUUUUCACACUAAAACCCUCCAAAGUUCCCCAAACUCCUCAAAAAAUUCCAGCACGAAGACGGUGCUCAAUGCCUAACAAAUCUCUCAUUAUCACAUCGAAUGGUCGACACAAUUUGGCUUCCAAAUGUCUGUAUAGUCAAUUCAAAAGGUUCCACAAUUCACAAAAGUCCAACACCCAACAUAUUUCUGGCCAUUUUCCCAAAUGGCACAGUUUGGAUGAAUUAUCGUGUGGUAGUUGAAUCACCGUGCGAAAUGGAUUUCAGCUUCUUCCCAAUGGAUCGUGUGAUGUGCACAACGAUUUUUGAGAGCUACGCUUUUAAUGUGGGAAAAGUUAGGCUACAUUGGAAAAGGCAGGGACAACCUGUUGAAUUUAUUGAUGAAGUAAAGUUGCCCGAUUUUCAUAUGACCACUUUUAUUCAUGAGAAAGCCACGUUUAUUUAUCCGGCCGGAGUUUGGGAUCAGGUUUGUUUUUGGGCUUUUUUUUGGGGCAAAAAAUUCUGAAUUUUAGCAUAGAUCUUUGCAAAACAUCUAACGAAAGCAAGAAAAACGCCAAGAAUUAAAAAGAAUUUUGAAACAGUGAAUUUUUUUUCUCAAGAAUUUUAGGAAUUUUUUAAAACCUAAUUGAUUACUGUGGAAUUUUCAGACUCCUAAAAUUCUCAGUCACUGCAAAAAAUUUUUGAGAAAAAUUUCAAAAAAAAAAAUUCACUCUUUCAAAAUUUCUAAAUUUUCCACAUUUUCGUAUUUUUUUUAAUUUGCCAGUGGUUCUGUUUUUUUUCAAAAAAUUCAAAAUUUCUAAAGAAUAAAUUCUGAAACAGCAAUUUUUCUAAUUAUAAAUCAAAUUUUUGCCACGUCAUAGUCAUUUUUUCAUUUUAUUUUACAACAAAACACUAAACCAACAUUGUCCUCCAAAAUUUCUCAAAAAUUAGAGAAAUUUUUGAAACAGUGAAUUUUUUUGUCAAAUUUGACCAAUGUGCUAUGACGUGGCAGAAAAUCUUGAGUUGCAGUUAAUUUUUUAAAUUUUUUUUCAACAAAAAAAAAUUCGCUGUUUCAAAGUUUCUUGAUUUUUGGACGCUCUCAUAUUAAUUAUUUUUUGUUCGAUAAUCUUUUUUUUAUUAAAAAAUUUUGAAACAGUGAAUUUUUUCUCAACAAUUUUUUUUUAAAUAGAGCUAUGAUGUGUCAAACAUCUGGAAUCAAAAAUAGCAAAUUUUUCUAGAAAUUUGGAAAAAAAAUCACUGUUUCAAAAUUUCUUGAUUUUUUUUUCAAAAAAAAAAUUAGAUUUACUCUCGUCAAUAGUUAUACAUGUGAAAAAUUUCGUAAAAAAAUAAUCUGAACUUUUCAAAAGUUGCAAAAUCAUUUUGUCCAAUUUUUUACGAAUUCGAAAUGGUCGGCAAAAUAUUUUAAAAAUUCUGAAAAAUUUUUGAAACAGUGAAUUUUUCCCAAUUCAUAGUGCUAUUCCUCUAGUAUAUUGAGACACUGAAUUGUUAGCCAAAAUGUUUCAAAAAUUAUAAAAAAUUUUUGAAACAGUGAAUUUUUACAUUGAAAAUUUUUUUACUUUUCAGUUCAAAAAAAUUCUCGCUACGGAAAAACCUUCAAAAAUCAUUCUCCGAUCAACUAAUUCAUCAUCUGACCGAGGAAAAAAAUUUCGUAGCUCAAAUAAAAACAAAACACAACAUCAAUCAUUUUGCCUGACACAUUUUUCAGGACAUUUUCAUUUUUUUUUUUGUAAAAUAACAAAAAGUGUGAAAAUGUUUUUGAUUGAUAGAUCACCCUGGUCAAAAAUCGUUGAACUUUCUUUGUUUUUUGGCGAGAAAACGGGGUCAGAUCAAAUUCGGACUCAAAAAAUUCGCGCAAAAAACUCAAAUUCAAAUUUUCCUUGCAGCUCAACAUCAAACUAUUUUUCCGGCGUUCUUACGGGUUCUACAUUCUUCAAAUCUACCUUCCCACUUAUUGUAUGGUUCUAAUCUCAUGGAUUUCUUUUUGGUUGGAUCGACGAAGUUUACCGGCAAGAGUUACGCUUGGAGUCAGCUCUUUGAUGGCGCUAACAUUACAGUACUCUAAUGUUUCGAGGAGUUUGCCUAAGGUGAGUUAGGGGAAGUUGAGAGGGGAUUUUUGGUGGGAUACUGGCUGGAAAUUGGGGGUUUUGUGGCUUUCUAGAGACCUUAAGGUAAUUUUCAGAUUCCUUAAGAUCACUGAAUUUUGGAACAAUCAAAUUUUAGUUAAAAUAAAAAAGCACUCAUUAGAAAAUCACAAUGGUUCAAAGUUUUCUACAAGUUUUGAAACAGUGAUUUUUUUUCUGAAGAAAAAAACAUUCAAAAGUUGUGAGAGAUUGAACUCAAAGCUUCUGAAAAAGAUUUUCAGUUGAAAAUCAUUUUUUUUUUAAUUUUGAAAGUGAUUUUCAUUGAACGAUUGUCGAAAAUAUGCUCUCAAUUUCCUCUAAUUUUGAAACAGUAAUUUUUUUUUUGAAACAGUAUAAUUUUUAAUAAUAAUUUUUUAUUUUUUUUAAACUCUUUUUUAUUGGAGUUUCCUUGAGCAGAAAAAUUAAGAGAAAAAUUUGAAACCAAAAUGAAAAUUAUAAUUGAAUUUAUUUGACCAGAAAAAAUUUCUACAAAUUUCGAAACAGUGAAUUUUUUCUGAACAAAAAUAGUCUAAAAUUAUCAAAAAAUCAGUAUUCUUUCAAAUUGUUCUAGAAAUUUUGAAACAGUGAAAUUUUGAAUUUUUAUUCACUUAUUGGAGUUUGUUUGGUCAGAAAAUUUAUCAGAAAAAUUUGAAACAGUGAAUUUUUGAAUCCAAAAAAUUGUGAAAAUUCUAGAUUUUUUGGUGCGAAAAGUUGAUUUUGUGUUGAAAAAAUUGAAAUUAUAAGAUUGGAUUUUUUGACCAGAAAAAAUUCCUACAAAUUUUGAAACAGUGAAUUUUUUCUGAAAAAAAAAUAAUCGAAGUAUCGGAAAUCCAAUAUUCUUUCAAAUUGUUCUAGAAAUUUUGAAACAGUGAUUUUUUAAUUUUUUAAACUCUUUUUUAUUGGAGUUUCCUGACCAGAAAAAUUAUCAGAAAAUUUUGAAACAGUGGAUAUCUCCCACACAAAAAAUAGGUUUUUUUUAAAUUACACGGAUCCAAAAAAAUAUUUUUUUUCUCUUUUUUAUGUUAGAUAAAUGCUGGAGCAUGCGGUUAAUUGGGGUUUUUUUUUGGCCAGAGAAGUUAUCUGAAAAUUUUGAAACAGUGAAUUUUUAAAUUCGAAAAAUGUGAAAAAUCAACCAUUUUUUGCCGAAACUGUCAAAAAGGUAUUGUAAUUUUUCAGUCUUGAAAAUAUUUCAAAACUUUUUGAAACAGUCAACUUUUUCGAUUUGAAAUUAAAUUUUUUUCAAACUAAAUUUGGAAUUAUUUUUCGACCACCAAAAACUAUAAGAAAAUCAGAAUUUUUUGAUACGAAUAAUAUUUCGAAAAAUUCUGAAACAGUGAAUUUUUUUCAAAAUUUCCUCCCCAUUUUCAGCCAGUUCCUCUCCAAAAUCCCCUCAAAUUUCAGGCAAAACAUUUUUUUAGAACUUCCAAGUAGCUUCAAGUUUACUGGAAUCGGUAUUUAUCCCAUGUUUAAUAGCACACAUUUUCAGCACGCUUUUUCUUUGUCUGAAAAAAAUCACCCGCUUGUCUGAAAUUUUCAGCUGAGUCACAAAAAUUUAAAAUUAUUUUCAGGUUUCCUACGUGAAAGGUCUGGAUUUGUUCAUGUUCGGAUGUAUUGUUUAUAUAUUUUUGAGUAUUGUUGAAUUGGCUGUGGUUGGAUCGUUGGAGCAGAGGAGGAUCAAGUGAGUUAGGCUAACUUGGGAGAUGGUUAUGACGUGGCGAGCGCCUACGGCGCGAGUGUUGACCGCAAGCUUCCGCGAAGCGGCACGGCCUUAGGCUCAACCUAAUUGUAACAGAAAAAUUCACUGUUUCAAAUUUCUUGCAUAAUUUUUCAUGAUUUUUGCAAAAGUGGUAAAUAUAAGCCGAAAUGCUACUGCAAAAAAUUCACUGUUUCAAAAAAAAUUUAAAUUUAAAAUUAAAAUUAAUUUAUUUGUUUAUUGAAAUCUAUAGAAUAUUUUGCCACGUCAUUCCGCAAGCUUUCGCUUCAGAAAAAUUAACUGUUUCAAAAUUUUUUGUAAAAUUAUUUGAGGCUACUCAGGAAAAAAUUAGCGAUGGUACCGAACCUUAUCGGCCCUGGUACCGAACUCAUUUUGUCAAAGUACCCGCCCCGUCGCUGCACCAGGGCGAAAAGCGUACGGCACCCGAACAAAAUAUGUUCGGUACCAGUGCAUUUAGGUUUUAGUCGAUCCGCACCGGUGCAAAAUUUACGCAUUUUGCAUUGGGUAUAUGCAGGAUAAAAGCGGUUCGCCGCUUGAAAAUGAGCUUUAAAAACCACAACUAACAUUACACAGUUUGACAAUAACGUUUAUUGACUGUCAAAUACAGGAAAAAUUAACGAAUUAAGGCGUCUUCGUUCAGGUUUGGAGUGAUUUGUUGUUGAUUGCAGAUUCCACGUCACGUUUGAGGAAAUCUGUAAAAUAUAAAUGAUAAAUGGAAGUCUGAAGUUACUUUCAAAUUUUCUGUGUUGCUUUCAACCCAGUUUUCAUAUUUUUAGUGGAAAUUUCGAAGACAAUCAAAAAUCAUAGGAAAUUAGUUGUAGAAAUAAGGAAAUGAAUCACAAUACUUCUUUUAAUAAACUACAUUUCCCAGGAAUAUCUCAUACUUUCUAAAAAGUAAGUAGAUAUUAUAUUAAAAACACUCACCUUCUAGUUUUCUCUGAAGAUCGCGGUGAAUUGACCAUUUGAACAUUUUCCAUUGCAUUGGGAAGCUCUUCAGGAUGUUUUCCUCGUUUCGUUCGAUUUCUUUGUUGUUCCACAUGAUAUUUCAAUCAUUUCGAUCUGAAAUUAAUCAUUGAACCUACGGUUUUCUGAGUUUUCGAAAGACAAUACAUAAAAAUCAAACCUGAAGAGACGCCGAUUGUGUGUUCAUUGAAAUAUGUCGUCUUUUCGCCUCUUAUAGCCAAGAAUUGUUGGAGCAAAAUUUGUCAACUGUAAUUUCCUUUUCGCACAGCGAUUUUCGACUAUCUGAAAACAAAGAAUUACAUCGAAACCUAGAAAAAAACAAGAAAAGCGUUGAAAAGAAACAAAACGAAAAAAAAACAUGUUUUUCUGCUUCUGCGUACUACACACACAAGUUUACGCGCAAUUGCACACUUUCUUGUGUGACCCGAGAUGGCCUUUUCGUUUAAGACUACGAAAAGUACGAUUUUAAUGAAAACUGGUGCGAUAUUCGGAUUGAGAAUCAAGAAUCAAGCAUAAUCAUAUGUUAAACUUUUUUGAAAACACAUUUCAACAAUGUUUUUGAAUAUCGGGCGGAAAAUCAUCGUUUUUGAGAAGAGAUUUAUUGAAAAUUGUCAUGAUUUUUGUUCUAAAAACGUAUUGUGAGAUUUUGAUAUUGAAUUUUCGAUGAAAGCAUUGAGGACAGACGUAUUUUCCUAUUGGAACACAGGGUGUAAGUUACUACCUCAAAUCGCUAGACCUCAAAUUUUUCAUUAAUUUUUGGGUAGAUCAAAAAUCAUUUUUCUCUAAAUCUCUCGUUUUUGCGUUGAAUUUUGUCGAUUUUAGUCCCACCCCUAAGAUCGUGUCAGGUCUCAAAAAAUGCGCGAAAUUUUUCGGGUAGUAAAUUACACUCUGUGGAAUUGACGCUAGAUGAAUUUGAUGUUAAAUUUUCACAUUUCCAUAGGAAAAAUAGCGAAAUACAUAUCACAAUUUUACUUUUCAAUGGAAAAUAUCACAUUUUCUUUCAUUCUUCAUUCUUCAAAUGUCGAGUUUUUUUCUUUCUUACGGCGCAAAAACUCCAAAAGUAGAAAUGAGAAAACUAUUUGAAAAUUGACUGGCACAUGACGAUAAUAUGCCGCUAGACAUUCGAAGAACUAUAUUUUUUCAAAAAUGAUGUGAAAAUUUAAAAGGGUUCUCAACGUUUUUCGUUUCAGUCGUAUACGACACACCGCACUCAAACAAUCGCUAAGUACUUUUUUGCACAAGAGCGGAACUUUAGUUCGGUACCAGUGCAUUACCUUUUUUGUUUGAUAAUCACUUUUGAAAAUUUCGCACGGGUACCGAACUGGUUCGGUACCAGUCCAAAGUGCAAAAGGGUUCGGUACCAAGGCAAAAAGGUACCGGUACCAUCGCAAAACGUCAAAAAGUCGCGGCACCGUCCAUACAUGUUUUUGGUCCGGAAAAGUAUAAAAAAGGGUCGUUAACUUUUUUAUUUUUCAUGAAAAAUAGGUCCUUAACUUUUAUGAAAAAAUUACUAUUAUUUUCUCAAGUCAUCAAAAUUACCUCUGCAUCAACUUCUUCUUUCAAAGAGGAGCAGGGUUUCCACAAGAAUUUCGCCUUGAUUCAUUCUCAAAUCACGCGAAAUAUUUCAAUAUCUCUCAUCGCCGACAGUUCGCUGGUAGCGCCACACACCAUAUCUCUCAUUGCACCUGGCUCCGCCCACAUCAUUUUUUUCUUUUCUUUUCGUUUUUUUCACAGACAAUUCAAAUCAAAAGCAAAACUUAACAGCUUAACGGCAACCAAAUGAGCUAAAAAUUUUCACAGCUCUACUUCAAGAUAUUUCACAGGGUUCGAAAACCUAAAACUUUCAAAUAAAGACCGUUUUAAGGGAAAUAAAGACCUAUCCGGAAAAGUAUAGUGUCAUCCUAUACUUUUCCGGAUAGGUCUUUAUUUCCCUUAAAACGGUCUUUAUUGGAGGUUUUUAGGUCUUCGAACCCUGUGAAAUAUCUUGAAGUAGAGCUGUGAAAAUUUUUAGCUCAUUUGGUUGCCGUUAAGCUGUUAAGUUUUGCUUUUGAUUUGAAUUGUCUGUGAAAAAAACUAAAAAAAAAAGAAAAAAGAUGAGUGCGUGUGUUGCAUAACAAGGGAAAACAAAGGAGGAGAAAACAACGAGAGCAUAGAGCAGUCGGUUAGCCUCGCGCUUUCUAAUCCAGCUACAAAGGUUCGGUUCUGGGCUAGAGCUUUUACUUUGAUUUUUGGCAGUAUUUUUGUUCUUCAUUUUUCCGAUGGAGGGUCUUUAACUUUUUCAUUUUUGACAAAAAGGGGUCUUUAACCCGAAGGGCCUUCCGGAGAGAAAAACAUGUAUGGCACCGUCGCUAAUUUUUUCCUGAGUAGUGGAAAAUUUACUGUUUCAAAUUUAUUCUAAAAAUUUUUGAGGCUUGUGGAAAACUGAUAAUGCGAGAAAAGGUGUUAUUUCUUAUUGAAAAAAUUCACUGUUUCAAAAAGUUUUAAUGCAUUUUUUGAUUGCUUGGGAUGUUAUUACAUUUACCUUUUUAAAAAUGGUUCAUUGAUCCAUUCUUUAAAAAAUUGCUACCGAAAUCUUCUGCGAGGCAAAAGUGCUCAAGACUCAACCUAUUUGUAACAGAAAAAUUCACUGUUUCAAAUUUGUUACAUAAUUUUUCAAGAUUUUUUGCAAAAAUGAUAAAUAUAAGCCUAAUUUAAAUGCUACUGCAAAAAAUUCACUGUUUCAAAAAAAUUAUAAUCAACAAAUUAUAAUUUUUUAAUUGAUUUUAACAAUAUUUGUUUAUUUGAAUAAUCUUUUAGAAAAUUUUCCACGUCAUUCCGCAAGCUUCUUCCGCUUCAAAAAAAUUUACUGUUUCAAAAUUUUUGUAAAAUUAUUUGAGGCUUGUGGAAAAUUGAUAAGCAAAUUUCGUUUUUUUUUUCAAAAAAUUCACUGUUUCAAAAAAAAUUGAAAUCAAAAAUUAUAAAUUUUGAAUUGAUUAGAUAAUUCUUUCUCAAAAAAAAAAUAUCUUGCCACGUCAUAGCUCAAAAAAAUUCUAUUUUUUUGCAGACAAGGCGAUGAAUUUAUGUCUGACGACGAGAUCAAGCGAAAUGUGUUUCAGCGGACAUUUUCUACAAAGUCUUUCAAAUCCGGAUAUGUAAGUUAUUAAAAAAAUCGGCUCCAAAGUUUUUGGCUCAAAACCAGUGGGCAUAAUUAAUUAAUUAAUGCAAAGUCCAAACACCAAAUCGCCUACCACCACCACACACAAAAUCCAGUCAAGCAUGUGCAAAAAAAGAGGCCCGGAGGCACUUAAAAUGAGCAUUAAUGUGUGCUCUUUUUCUAGGGAGCUCGACAUCAUCAUCAAUAUUCGGAAUGUGCAAGUCCAGAAGACGGGGGCGAAUGGCCGAAAACACGACCGGAAUGGACGGAACGGACAUAUGUUGAGUGUCCCGAACCGAAACCGCCUGAGAAUGAUCAUCAUGCGGAAAUGGAUAAUGAUUCGAAUAAUAAGGUGCGACACGAGAAACAUGUGAAAAUUUAAGUUAGGACAACUCCAAAGUGUGAAUAACCCUCAACAUUUUUAGAACUUUUCAAUUUUCUAUAUUGAAAUUUUGAAACAGUGAAAUUUUUAAGAAUAAAACUAUUGUUUUUAGCUUGUACUGAAAGUUACCAAAACUUUUUCAACACCAAAAAAAUUCAAAAAAAAAUUCACUGUUUCAAAAUUUUCAUAAUAAAAAUUGAGAAUUGUUGUAAAAUGCUAUAGGAAUUAAACGAUGUACCUAGAAACUUGAAAAUCCAAGAAUUCAUUUAUGUUAGAAAAAAACUAAAGUUAGGGUAACUGUACAAAAUUCGAAAAUUCGCAUAAAAAUUCAGCGAAAAAAUAUUUUUCUUAUGAAUUCCAAACCCCGAUCAUUUUUGAAAACUUGUCAAUUUUCUAUAUUAAAAUUUUGAAACAGUGAAGUUUUUUGAGAAGAAAAAUAUUGUUUUAGCUUGUACUGAAAGUCACCGAACCCUUUUCAACAGCGAAAAAAAAUUAUUCAAAAAAAUUCACUGUUUCAAAAUUUUCAUAAUAAAAAUUGAGAAUCGUUGCAAAAUGUUAUUGUAGUUUUACACAUAGAAAAAAAUAAAACAUUUUUCUUUUUCACGUGAAAUUGCGGACUCAUUGUUCUGACCGCGUGAAGACACACGACUCCGCUCUUUUUUUUGCAAUUUGCGGCGCAUUCUCAAAAUUUAAAUGGAAAAAAGAACGAAAUUUCUCUGACACGUGGAAAAACGUGAAAACGAGACGAGCUUUUUUCGAGUCUGCAAACACGGGACAACAGCAAAAAUUGUUCUAUUAUUUUCUAUGUGGUUUUAAGAUCAUCCUAGAAACUUGAAAAUCCAAGAAUUCACUUAUGUUAGGAAAAAACUAAAGUUAGGGCAGGGCAACUUCAGAAUUCAAAAAUUAGAGAAAACUGUACAAAAUUCGAAAAUUCGCAUAAAAAUUCGGCGGGAAAUUAUACCAACAUUAACAUUUUUGAGAACUUGUCGAUUUUCUAUAUUAAAAUUUUGAAACAGUGACAUUUUUUUGAGAAGAAAACUAGUUGUUUAGCUUGUACUGAAAAUUACCAAAAACCUUCUCAACACCAAAAAAAAAAAUCCAAAAAAAUUCACUGUUUCUCAAGAUCUCCCUAGAAAUUUGAAAAUCCAAGAAUUCAGUUAUGUUAGGAAAAAAACUGAAGUUAGGACAGCUCCAGAAUUAGAAAAUGGAAGAAUACUGUACAAAAUUCGAAAAUUUGGAUAAAAAUUCACCAAAACCUUUUCAACACCAAAAAAAAUUCAAAACAAUUCACUGUUUCAAAAAUUUCAUAUCAAAAAUUUGGAAUUGUUGGAAAAUGCUAGAGAUUUUGUAGUUAUAUCCACUUGAAUUCAGAAAAUUUAAAUAAAAAUUUUAGAUGAACUCAAAACACUCCUAAUUUUCAGGGCUAAAAUUUGGCGUCUUACAAUUUUCCAGAAGGAAUUUUCAAAUAUUUUUCAAACCCAGCCCCAAAAAACUCACGAAAUUCACUUCGAAAAAUCGCAAAUCCUCAACAUUUCCAUAAUUUUCGCUUCAAAAUCGCAAACUUUGUUCCUCAUAUUGAAUUCCAUCACCUGAAAACACAACAUUUUUCAAAAAAAUUCAAAUUUUCUCAAAAAAACUCACUUAUUUUUCAAAAUUUCAACUUCAUCUUCACAUUUUCAUCCAGUUUUCAGCUUGGAAUGAUCUGAAACAUUGAAUAAUAUUUUUUGUACUUGAAACAAAAUCAGAAAGAGAGAAAAAUCAAUAAAAAGUCGUGUUGGCAACGCGCUAAUACGCUAAACAAUGGGCAAAGUGACAGCGGAGUGUCGUUGUAAGGAAAACUUUUUGUUUGAAAAUAUGUCUUCUAUUAUUGUAAAUAUCCUCAACAUUUUUAUAAACUUGUUUAUUUUUCUUAUGAAAAUUUUGAAACAGUGAAGUUUUUUGAGAAGAAAACUAUUUUUUUUAGGUUUUACUGAACUUUACCAAAACCUUUUCAACAUAAAAAAAAAAUCCCAAAAAAAUCUCACUGUUUCAAAACUUUCAUAUGAAAAAUUGAGAAUUGUUGGAAAAUGAUGAACAAAAUGACCCCAGACACUUGAAAAUCCAAGAAUUCACUUAUAUUAGGAGAAAACAAAAGUUAGGGCAACUCCAGAAUUCAGAAGCCAGCAAAAAAUGAACAAAGUUAGGAUAAAACUUUAGCGGAAAUUUAAUUCGAAUAGUUUUUUUUACCAAUGUUUAACAUUUUUGAGAAUUUAUCAUUUUUCUAUAUUAAAAUUUUGAAACAGUGAAGUUUUUUGAGAAAAACACUUAUUUUUAGCUUGUACUGAACGUUACCAAAACCUUUUCAACACCAAAAAAAUCCCAAAAAAUUCACUGUUUCAAAAUUUUCAUAAUAAAAAUUGAGAUUUGUUGGAAAAUGUUAUGAUAGUUUUUAAUUUUAUAUUAAAAAUUGAAAAAUUGAGCAAAACGUUAUUGUUGUUUUACGAUCUCCCUAGAAACUUUAAAAACCAAGAAUUCAGUUAUGUUAGGAAAACAAACUAAAGUUAGGGUAACUGUACAAAAUUCGAAAAUUCGCAUAAAAAUUCAGCGGAAAAUUAUUUUGUUUUUCCUAUUAUCCUCACACCUAAACAUUUUUGAGAGCUUUUCAAUUUUCUAUCUUAAAAUUUUGAAACAGUGAAUUUUUUUUGAGAAGAAAACUAUUUUUUUAGCUGGAAGUUACCAGAACUUUUUCAACACCAACAAAAACUCAAAAAAUUCCACUGUUUCAAAAUUUUCAUAUCAAAAAUUGAGAAUUUUUGGAAAAUGCUGUGGGAAAAUUAGUUCAAUUCAAAAAAUUUAAAUCAAAACUUUAGGUCAAACUUAUUUAGCUUAAGGUAUUUAACUCAAAACACUCCUAAUUUUCAGCGCUAAAAUUUGGCGUCUUACAAUUUUCCAGAAGAAUUUUCAGUAUUUUUUUUCAAAUAUUUUUCAAACCCAGCCCCAAAAAACUCACAAAAUUCGCUUCGAAAACUCCAAAAUCUUCCACAUUUCCAUUAUUUUCGCUUCAAAAUCGCAAACUUUGUUCCUCCUUCUGAAUUUCAUCACCUAAAAACCCAACAUUUCCAAUAAAAUUCAAAUUUUCUCGAAAAACUCACUCAUUUUUCAAAAUUUCAACUUAUUCUUCACAUUUUCAUCCAAUUUACAGCUUCGAAAAAAAAGAAAAAGAAAAAAAUAAAUAAAAAAUAAAAAUCGUGUUGGCAACGCGCUAAUACGCUAAACAAUGGGCAGAGUGACAGCGGAGUGUCGUUGUAAAGAAAAAAAUUUUUUUAUUUUUUUUUUUCGUAACACGGUUUUUUGAAGCUUUUACUUAAUAACAGAAUUACCAAAAGUAUUUUCAACAACGGAAAAUAAUCCCAAAAAAAUUCACUGUUUCAAAAAUUUCAUAUAAAAAUUGAGAAUUUUUUGAAAAUCUUAACUUUUUCGAUAUUAAACCUUUGAAACAGUAAAUUUUUUGAAAUUGAAAAUUACGAAUUUCGAAUUCAAUGUGAAAUUCAGGUUUUUUUUAAAAUGGGUGGCUUGAAACUCAAAAACAUUUUCCAACAAUUUUCAAUUUUUAUUCUAAAAAUUUUGAAACAGUGAAUUUUUCGAAAUAUUUUUAAAGGAUUUUAAUGCGAAAUUUGGCCAAAAAAAUUCACUGUUUCAAAAAUUACAUAUUAAAAAUUGAAAAUUGUUGGAAAAUGAUCCGGCGGGGAUUUAAUGAGGAUAAUUAGAAUUAAAAAUUUUAAACUUAAAUUUUAGGCUACAUUAUAAUCUAUCUAGCUUUUAAGCUUUUAGGACUCUAAAUGUCUUCUAACUUUAAAAUUUACUUUAAGAACUUCAUACUACCCUAACAACUCAAAAUUUCCAGCUAAAACCCUUAAAAAUGACCUUACCAACCCAAUUUUCAGAUGCUAGUCUUCGUGCGUCAGCGGAACAAUUCGCGGAAGCGUCGGAAACGCCUCGUCUCCGGAAAACUGUUUCAUCGUUGGAAUGGCGAAGACAUGGAUCGAUUUUGUCAAAAACUUUUUCCCAUCACUUUUACAUUUUGUAAUCUGAUCUAUUGGAUGUAUUAUACAGCUAAAUCCAAGGAUUAG